Molecule: messenger RNA, 3413 nt
Organism: Thalassophryne amazonica
Lineage: Eukaryota; Metazoa; Chordata; Actinopteri; Batrachoidiformes; Batrachoididae
Gene: arl13a
Product: ADP-ribosylation factor-like 13A
Exons: 10
Coding region: 147-1451 (434 amino acids)
Biological process (GO): non-motile cilium assembly; receptor localization to non-motile cilium
Cellular component (GO): non-motile cilium; ciliary membrane
Molecular function (GO): GTP binding; GTPase activity
Source: RefSeq, a predicted model, not a curated record
UAAGGAUUUAAGGAUUGGCUGCCUGGUCAGUAGCACAUUUCCCAGAUUACACCUCCCACAUGAGGUGACCAAAGGCUUACUGUGAGCCUUAGUUGUGCAGCAGGUCUGUGCAAGAUGUUUGCAGAGAUGUGCACACAAACUGAUACAUGGAUGUAGAUUUACGUCUGUACCAGUUCCAGAGACAAUGUUGGACACUGUGUUCGCCUCAAGCCAACAUGUUCAACCUGAUGAGCAACUGCUGCACCUGGGUCUCCAAAAUACAGGAGCCGAUCAGUAAAGUCACCAUUCUUGUGGUUGGUCUCGACAAAGCAGGAAAAACAGCCUCGAUCAGAGUGAUGUUAAGAGUCCCACACAGCAGGGACGCAGGGCCGACUCAGGCCUGUGUCAGAAGUGAGUUGAGGGUGGAGAACUACCUGGUCACCCUGUUGGAUGCUGGGGGAUCUGCAGAGUCUCGGGGCUCCUGGAAGGACCUGUGUGCUGAAGCUCAUGGGAUCAUCUUUGUGGUGGAUUCCACUGACAGGCAGAGGAUACAGGAGGUCCGAGAGGUUCUGGCUGACCUGCUGAAGCAACCCCGGGUGGCAGGAAAACCUUUAUUGGUGUUGGCCAACAAACAGGACAAAAUGAACGCUUUGGUGGGAAGUGAGCUGAUUGAAAUCCUGUCUCUGGAGAAGUUGGUCAACCAGAGCUGUUCUUUGUGCCAUAUUGAGCCCUGUUCGGCCUUAAUGGACCUGCGACGCUGGUCAGACAGGAAGACUCUACGGGGCCUUCGCUGGUUGCUGCGUGCCGUUUGUCUGGAUUACCCUGAGCUGUGUGCACGUGUGGCCCGGGACAGCAAGAUCCCUUUAAAACCAGAAGAGAGAGAACCACCUGGGAAAAACUGGAAAGCAGAGAAAAGAUGCAGAAAAACCAUAGAAGAGCGAUUGAAAUCCAGCAAGUCGGACCUUCACCAGGUUCAUCGACUAAACGACAAGGACAAAAAACCCAAGGGCGACGGGAAGCUGCAACCCAUUCGGAGCAUGCUGCAAAAGGAAAAUAUGCUGAAAAAGAAGCUUAAGUCAAAGAAGCAUGUGACGGUGAAGGAAAGUGAGAUAAGUCACGAAGUGGUGAACAGCCAGGAGGAAGAGGAGGCUGAUGCCAACGAAGGGGAGCAGAGACAUCAGAAAGAGAAAUCCAGCUGUGCCUUGAUUCCUCCAAAAAAAGGCAAACUGAAACGCAAGAUGAAGGUGAAAGAAGAGACUCUGGGGGUGUCGCCGUCACCAGAGAGUGAAGGAAAUCCUCCCAAAGGAGGAAAGAAGAAAAAGAAGAAGGUCAUAAAACUAAAAAGGAAGAACAAGAUCAACACAGAGGGGAUGCCUGCAGGCUAUUCUCAACCUGUAGACCUUUCUGCUACGUUUGAUCUCUACCGAACGGCAAUACGGGCUCUGAAGGAACGUCAGGAGCAGAGAUCGUAAGAGAUUCCUGGUUGACUGCUGUGACUCGAAUGCGAGGAUGCUGCGCAUGAGUAAAGAUGGUCCCUGCAGUGCUGCCACUCCGCUUCACAAACGCUUUCCUGUCAAAAGAUACAUCUCAGAGAGCGAUUCGGACUUGUUUGCACUUCCUACUGUGCACUGCCACCUCAGACUGAUCCCUGAACAUUUGAAUUCCGAUGUGUCAUGAUGGGAAACUAAAUAUUCCUGCAGAGCAAAAUUGUACUACAGUAGAGAUACUUGCACAAUAACCUCAAAAGAGUAUUUAAGUGAUGUAAAAUAACAAAACUGUAAUCUACCAAGUUAACACAAUACAAACAUGAAGCCAUUUCUUUUUUCAUUAUUUGCCUGAUUCACAUGAGUUCAUUAGCGUCGGCCUAUUUUAAUGUGUAGUGCUGCGGUUUUUCUGUUGUGAGUGUGGAGCUAAAACCCUUUUCACACUGGGCCAACAUAGAGUUGCGUAAUGCGGCAUACCGACUACGGCGAGUUUAUGCAGCCCUACAUGGCAAUACGCUGAGGGAUGAAAAGGGACUCAAAGGGGUCCACAAAAUAGAUGCAAAAAAUGAAACAAGAUUGGUUUUUUGCGGACUUUCGGCAUAGAGCACCGGACGCAGUGUUCUACACAAGUCUACACAACACUCCGCUACUGUAUUUAAGUCUCUGCAACACUGGACUAUUAUACAUCAUGCCUCUGCAAUUGUACACAACCCUAUGCCAGUCCGGCGAAAAAUCCUUUUUGGUUUUUUAUCAGUACAUACCUGCAUUGCUAGAUUUUAUUCAUCCCACUGAACUUUAAUGGCAGUGAAGCUUCAAAACCACAGAAGAAGAGGCGGGCCAAGCUUCCAUGUCCUGCCAAGCUUCCACGGAUGAAUAGCCAGCGAGAAGACAUGUCUACGUCCACUAUAACACCUCACAGACAGAUUGCCAGCAAGAGGACAUGUACACAUCCACUAUAAUACCUCAAGGAUGGAUCGCGCACAGUCGCCGGCUGUAGCUCCGCUUUCACCUCCUCAAGUUCUCUCACGACUGUGGCAUGUCAAAGUCCAUUAACUCCUGGAAAUAAUGUAUUCUGACCUUUUCCAAUGUAUCAAAUCAAUCUGCGUGUCCAGGCAGUCUGUAAAAACUGCGUGAUGGAGCCAAGCUUCUCUCCUCUGCCCUUAUGCAGCCAUUCCUGCAUACGAGAUACACAGCACAAUGCAACUCUACGUGGGCCUGGUGUGAAAGGGGCUGACUACUUAACUUUGCAGUUAUAAGUUUAAAUUACUUGAUAUAACAUCAUGGUUGUAAGUGACAUUAUUUAAUGAACAUAUGUUAUAAAAAUGGAAUACUUGCUCGCAAAGUAGCUUAGAAGGCUAAUUUCUGAAGCAGCUACAUGCUAACUAGCUAAGGUAGCAUAACGGAAGCUCCCUUGCAGACAGUUUUGUGAAUACAGUAAAACCUACAAACAUGCUCAGAGUUCACAACUUCACCAAAACAUAUUCCCUUUUCUGUAAUGAUAAAAAAUGACAUUUAAAAUAAAAAAUUCUAAAAAAAUAUAAAAUUUUGCUGAUUUUGUCCAAAAUGUACCAAAUACUGCUUUGCUAUAUGUUAAGCACUGUGUAAACACACACACACACACACACACACUGGAUUGCACUCACAACUACGCAAUAUAUCUGUUACAGCUCAGGAACUACAAUUUCACUAAAAGCUGUUGCGUAAUUUCUCAGUAAGCCUGACAAAAAGUAACUAACAAACACUACAACCUACUAUCACUACUCCUACUAUUGUUACUCCUACUACUGCUAAUACUACCAGAGCGCAUUUGGCCAAAUCUUUGUGAUUUAGUUUAUACUGUCUCAACUUUUAAGAACUUUACUUAUCUGUGAACAUUGUAUUUUAGUUAUACAGUGCAUUGGUUUGUCAUUGAGUUAAACUAUACAAUAAACAUCUUUUUCCACGAGUUUU